AUGAGCACCUUUCAAGGCCAGGCCUACAAUGUCUCCCCGUUCACCACCGCUGUGGUAUCCUCGAUGCGCCGUCUCUACCCCGAGUCCCUGGCAGACAAAUCCUUCGACAAUACGGGUCUGCUGGUCGAAGCUCCCUUCAUAUCCUCCCGGCCUCGCAACCGCAACUCGGUCCUGUUGACCGUCGACCUUACUCGAGCGGUCGCAGACGAGGCAAUCGAGAGCAAUCACUCUGUCGUGGUAGCCUACCAUCCUAUCAUCUUCCGCGGUCUCAAAUCCAUAACUACGGAUGACACCCAGCAGUUGUCCAUGACGCUGCUGCUGGCGCAUGGCAUCAGCGUAUACUGUCCGCACACGGCGGUUGAUACUGUUCCUGACGGAAUGGCCGACUGGCUUUGUGACAUUGUGACGGGGAAGGUGGACGAGCCGGAGCCAGGCGCGUAUGACGCGAAUCCUCUUCCCUCGGAUACAGAAGUCACCACCUCUGAAAGCGAUUCGGAAGAGCGAUCCAGUGCUUCUACAAAACCAACCUCUUCGUCCGUGGACUACGAUGAGGACGCCAUGGCGGACCCGUUCACUACCCCUAAAGCAAAGAUGAAGCUCUCUCGCCCAAGCCAUGCGCGCAGAACCUACUCCAGACCAAGCUUGCCACUCCCGACAUCUGACUUCCAUGCUGCCGUCAUCUCUCACACUCGUAGCGUCAUCACUCCUUCUCCCCGGGCUUCCCUUGACGCGGCAAAUCAAUUUACUUCGUCGGAUAUGUACAAUACCUCGAAUACUGGAGCUGGUCGAUUGAUUGAGUUUUCGUCCCCACAACCCCUAACGCUUCUGAUUACACGCAUCGCUCACGCGAUCGGCCUUCCCAAAGGUUUUGCGGUGGCCAUCCCUCAGGGGAGAAAUCUCGAGGAGAUCGCCAUUUCGAGCGUUGCGACGUGUCCAGGCAGCGGAGGAAGCGUGGUCCGGGGCUGUAAGGCGGACUUGAUAUUUACGGGCGAGCUGAGUCACCACGAGGCCCUGGCGGUCAUCGAGCGGGGCGGGUGUGUCAUUGCCCUGUUCCACUCAAACUCUGAGAGAGGGUAUCUUUGGAACGUGAUGAGGGAGAAGCUGGAGCGGGAGAUUAAUGAGGAGUGGAUCAAGGUGAGACGUGAGGAGAGUGGAAAGAGUGGUUUGACCGAGCAGAUCAAGGAGAUGUUGAAAGAUGAGAGUGUGGAAGUCGUCGUCAGUGAGAGAGAUCGAGAUCCCUACGGGGUUGUGGUCCUGGAUGAGACGGCAGUUGAGGGAGUCAAGAUUGACGGCGAAACAGUUGAGCAGUGA
Fonsecaea erecta is the source of this 1311-nucleotide messenger RNA. RefSeq names its product YbgI/family dinuclear metal center protein. Gene Ontology annotation, cellular component: cytoplasm; mitochondrion. NCBI's taxonomy places the organism in Eukaryota, Fungi, Ascomycota, Eurotiomycetes, Chaetothyriales, Herpotrichiellaceae. The transcript has a single exon. The record is from RefSeq and is a predicted model, not a curated record. The coding region runs from base 1 to 1311 and encodes 436 amino acids.